AUGCUUAAACCAGUCAAUAAGCUAUCUAAAAUUAAAUCUAAAUUUAACAAGUUAUCCAAGAAACUAUCCAAUUCAAUCCAGGCACCAGAAGAUUUAAGGAAUAUUUUUAAUUACUUCUGUAAGACAAAUACCCAUGAUAGAUCAAUAUUUGAAAGUGAUGGUUACUAUGAAUACCAAGCCUUUUAUAGAAACAAAAAGAGUACUGACAAGCAGUUGACUGGUAUCCUAAUAAACGAAACUUGGAACCCUCAACAGUCAACUAUUACAGUGAAUUCAGAAGAUUUGACAGCCAAAGAAUUUGCAGACAUUGCUGGUAUCCGUAUUCUGCCCGAAAAUGAACGGGAAUUUACGAUGGAUUCUAUGCUUGUCACAAUGUCUUCUAAACGCACCUCCAUUUCUACUUGUUCCAUAAAGCAGCCGCACAUCUGGGACUCAGAGUUCUGGACACCCCAAUCAAUAAUGCUGCCAUUAUCUAGAAAUAACAGUAAUCCGCCAAUAUUACAUGAACUGCGUCAAACGAAUAACAAGAAAAUCAUUAAAAAAGGUCGUUUUGAGAUUCAACUAGAUGGUUAUAGCUAA
Molecule: messenger RNA, 579 nt
Organism: Gilbertella persicaria
Lineage: Eukaryota; Fungi; Mucoromycota; Mucoromycetes; Mucorales; Choanephoraceae
Exons: 1
Coding region: 1-579 (192 amino acids)
Source: RefSeq, a predicted model, not a curated record